Cavia porcellus (domestic guinea pig) is the source of this 2667-nucleotide messenger RNA. RefSeq names its product Bardet-Biedl syndrome 2 (gene Bbs2). Gene Ontology annotation, molecular function: protein binding. Lineage: Eukaryota; Metazoa; Chordata; Mammalia; Rodentia; Caviidae. Gene Ontology annotation, cellular component: ciliary basal body; BBSome; neuron projection. Gene Ontology annotation, biological process: non-motile cilium assembly. The record is from RefSeq and is a predicted model, not a curated record. The transcript has 17 exons. The coding region runs from base 170 to 2335 and encodes 721 amino acids.
GCGCAGCCGCAGAAUGAGCCGCCCGCUCCGGCUUACUCCGUCCAGCUCUGUUUCUGCAGCGGGGGCCAAGCUGGCCUUGUCCUUGUGCGCUUAACCCUGGCGAGUGGGGUCGGCUCCGCCCCCCCCCCCCCCGCGCCGGGUGUCAGUCCUUCCCUGAGCCGCUGCCGUCAUGCUGCUGCCCGUGUUCACCCUGAAACUGCGCCACAAAAUCAGCCCUCGUAUGGUGGCCAUAGGGCGCUACGACGGGACCCACCCGUGCCUGGCGGCCGCCACCCAAGCGGGCAAGGUUUUUAUUCACAAUCCUCAUACACGGGGCCAGUAUUUCAGAGCGUCCAGAGUCUCCCAGAGCCCGCUGGAAUCUGAUGUUUCUCUUCUGAACAUUAACCAGGUGGUCAGCUGCCUAACCGCCGGAGUACUAAACCCCGAACUUGGCCGUGAUGUUCUUUUAGUAGGCACCCAGACUAACCUUUUGGCCUAUGAUGUCUACAAUAAUUCAGAUUUGUUCUACAGAGAGGCAACAGAUGGGGCAAAUGCCAUUGUGCUGGGGACGCUGGGAGAUGUGGCCUCUCCUCUUGCAAUUAUUGGUGGAAAUUGUGUUCUACAGGGUUUUGAUCAUGAAGGAAAUGAUCUCUUUUGGACGGUUACUGGAGACAAUGUUCAUUCCUUGGCUUUGUGUGACUUUGAUGGUGAUGGGAAGAAAGAGCUCCUUGUUGGGUCUGAGGAUUUUGAUAUCCGAGUUUUUAAAGAAGAUGAGAUUAUAGCAGAAAUGACGGAAACAGAGAUAAUCACCUCUCUAUGCCCCAUGUAUGGCAGCCGAUUUGGGUAUGCCCUUUCCAAUGGCACAGUUGGAGUUUAUGACAAAAUGGCCCGAUCCUGGAGAAUUAAAUCCAAAAAUCAUGCCAUGAGUAUUCAUGCUUUUGACCUUAAUUCUGAUGGAGUAUGUGAACUGAUAACUGGCUGGUCGAAUGGGAAGGUUGAUGCUCGAAGUGACCGGACAGGGGAGGUCAUCUUUAAAGACAACUUUGCUUCAGCAAUUGCUGGUGUGGUGGAAGGAGAUUACCGAAUGGAUGGCCACGUACAGCUCAUCUGCUGCUCGGUGGAUGGGGAAAUCCGAGGUUACCUGCCAGGCACAGCCGAGAUGAGGGGAAGCCUCAUGGACACUAGCAUGGAGCAGGACCUGAUCCGAGAGCUGAGUCAGAAGAAGCAGAAUCUGUUGCUGGAACUCCGUAACUAUGAGGAAAAUGCCAGGGCUGAACUGAGCAGUCCACAGAAUGAGGCUGACGGGCAGAGGGAUGUCAUACCGGCCAACACCAGGCUCCACACUAUCCUCUCCGUCAACCUGGGCAGCGAGACUCAAGCUGCACACACAGAGUUGUGCGUUUCCACUUCAAAUGAUACCAUCAUCCGAGCAGUGUUGAUUUUUGCAGAGGGAAUUUUUGUAGGGGAAAGCCACGUGGUACAUCCCAGCGUCCACAACCUCUCCAGCUCUGUCUGUGUCCCAAUUAUACCACCCAAGGAUGUCCCUGUCGAUCUGCACUUGAAAGCCUUUGUGGGUUACAGAAGCAGCACCCAGUUCCAUGUAUUCGAGUUGACAAGACAGCUGCCCCGAUUCUCCAUGUAUGCACUGACCAGCCCAGACUCUGCCAGCGAGCCACUCAGUUAUGUUAACUUUAUCAUUACAGAACGGGCACAGAGGAUCGCUCUAUGGCUCAACCAGAACUUUCUGUUACCAGAAGACACUAAUAUUCAGAAUGCUCCAUUUCAAGCGUGUUUCACGUCUUUACGGAAUGGUGGUCACCUCUGCAUAAAAAUAAAAUCUAGUGGAGAGAUUACUUUAAAUACUGAUGAUAUUGAUUUGGCUGGUGAUAUCAUCCAGUCAAUGGCAUCAUUUUUUGCUAUUGAAGACCUUCAAGUAGAAGCAGAUUUUCCUAUCUACUUUGAGGAGUUACGAAAGGUGCUAAUUAAGGUGGAUGAAUAUCACUCAGUGCAUCAGAAGCUCAGUGCUGACAUGGCUGAUGAUUCUAACCUGAUCCGAAGUUUGCUGGUCCAAGCUGAGGAUGCUCGUCUGAUGAGGGACAUGAAAACGAUGAAGAAUCGCUACAUGGAACUCUAUGAUCUUAAUAAAAACCUGCUAAAUGGGUAUAAAAUUCGGUGUAGCAAUCAUACAGAGCUAUUAGGAAACCUUAAAGCAGUAAAUCAAGCGAUUCAGAGGGCAGGUCAUCUGCGUGUUGGGAAACCAAAGAACCAGGUGAUAACUGCUUGUCGGGAUGCCAUUCGAAGCAACAACAUCAACACACUAUUCAGAAUUAUGAGGGUGGGGACAGCUCCUUCAUAGAAGAGUAAAUAAGAAAUCAAGUUCCUGGAAAAUCUAGGCUCUUUUGCUCUGAAUAAUGUCCUGGUGAACCCAGAGUGCUCAAAACAACAAAACCUGGCAAACUGCACAAAUUAAAGAUAAAGCAUUACAUCUGAAAAAUGAAACCACUUUCUGUUUUUUUAUUUAUAUAUGUAAAUGUAUAAAUAUCUUUUUCCUUGAAAUUGUAACUGAAUUAAUAAUUUUCAAAUAGGCUAUCUUUUUCAUUAAAAUUAAAAGGUACUUUGUUAUUGACUGAUUGUAAAAGCACUAUUACAGCAGAAUUGAAUAAACCAUUUGUAUUUUGUAAAGAAAAA